AUGGCGGACCCCUCUGAAUGCAGCAUCAAAGUGAUGUGCCGGUUCCGGCCUCUGAAUGAAGCGGAGAUCCUCCGAGGGGACAAAUUCAUCCCCAAAUUUAAAGGAGACGAGACGGUGGUCAUAGGGCAAGGCAAGCCUUAUGUCUUUGACAGAGUACUACCACCCAACACAAGCCAAGAACAGGUUUACAAUGCUUGUGCCAAGCAAAUCGUUAAAGAUGUACUGGAAGGUUACAAUGGGACUAUUUUUGCAUAUGGACAGACCUCUUCAGGAAAAACCCAUACCAUGGAGGGGAAGCUGCAUGACCAUCAACUUAUGGGAAUCAUCCCAAGAAUUGCACAUGAUAUCUUUGAUCAUAUUUACUCUAUGGAUGAAAACCUGGAGUUUCAUAUCAAGGUUUCCUAUUUUGAGAUCUACUUGGACAAAAUAAGAGACUUACUUGAUGUAUCCAAGACAAACCUGGCUGUACAUGAAGACAAAAACAGAGUCCCAUAUGUAAAGGGGUGCACAGAACGAUUUGUCUCAAGCCCUGAAGAAGUCAUGGAUGUCAUCGAUGAAGGAAAAGCAAAUCGCCAUGUGGCUGUGACAAACAUGAAUGAGCACAGCUCUAGGAGUCACAGCAUCUUCCUGAUCAAUAUUAAACAAGAAAAUGUAGAGACUGAAAAAAAACUCAGUGGAAAGCUUUAUCUGGUUGACUUGGCUGGGAGUGAAAAGGUCAGCAAAACUGGAGCAGAGGGAGCAGUUCUUGAUGAAGCUAAAAAUAUCAAUAAGUCUUUGUCUGCUCUGGGCAACGUGAUCUCUGCCUUGGCAGAGGGAACAAAAACUCAUGUACCAUACCGAGACAGUAAGAUGACCCGGAUCCUUCAGGAUUCUCUCGGAGGGAAUUGCAGAACCACCAUUGUAAUUUGCUGUUCUCCUUCUAUUUUCAACGAAGCUGAAACCAAGUCCACACUGAUGUUUGGACAAAGAGCCAAGACCAUCAAGAAUACAGUCUCUGUGAACCUAGAACUAACUGCUGAAGAAUGGAAGAAGAAGUAUGAGAAAGAAAAAGACAAAAACAAGAGCUUGAAGAAUGUUAUCCAGCAUCUGGAAAUGGAACUGAACAGAUGGAGAAAUGGGGAAGCUGUGCCUGAGGAUGAACAGAUCAGUGCUAAAGACCAGAAGAAUCUGGAGCCCUGUGACAAUACACCCAUCAUAGAUAACAUGACCCCUGUUGUCUCUAGCAUCUCCACAGAGGAGAAGCAGAAGUAUGAUGAGGAGAUAACCUGCUUGUACAGACAGUUGGAUGAUAAGGAUGAUGAAAUUAACCAGCAGAGCCAGCUGGCUGAAAAAUUAAAGCAGCAGAUGUUGGAUCAGGAUGAGCUUUUAGCUUCCACAAGAAGAGAUUAUGAGAAGAUCCAGGAGGAGCUGACUCGUCUGCAGAUUGAGAACGAGGCUGCCAAGGAUGAGGUGAAAGAGGUUCUGCAGGCCCUGGAGGAGCUAGCUGUCAAUUAUGACCAGAAGUCACAGGAAGUGGAGGACAAGACUAGAGCCAAUGAGCAGCUGACUGAUGAGCUGGCCCAGAAAACGACUACCUUGACUGCUACACAAAGAGAGCUGAAUCAGUUGCAGGAACUGAGUAACCAUCAGAAAAAACGAGCUACAGAGAUCCUGAAUUUACUGCUGAAGGACCUGGGGGAGAUUGGUGGAAUCAUUGGCACCAAUGAUGUGAAGACGUUAGCAGAUGUGAAUGGAGUGAUUGAGGAGGAGUUUACCAUGGCCCGGCUGUACAUCAGUAAGAUGAAGUCAGAGGUGAAAUCCCUGGUGAACCGGAGUAAACAGCUGGAGAGUGCACAGAUUGAUUCCAACCGGAAGAUGAAUGCCAGUGAACGGGAGCUUGCAGCUUGCCAGCUGCUAAUCUCACAGCAUGAAGCAAAAAUCAAGUCUCUGACAGAUUACAUGCAAAACAUGGAGCAAAAGAGGAGACAGCUGGAGGAGUCCCAGGACUCACUCAGUGAAGAGCUGGCUAAGCUCCGUGCCCAAGAAAAAAUGCAUGAAGUCAGCUUCCAGGACAAAGAAAAGGAACACUUGACCCGGCUUCAGGAUGCAGAGGAAAUGAAGAAAGCAUUGGAGCAGCAAAUGGAGAGUCAUAGGGAAGCCCACCAGAAGCAGCUGUCCAGACUUCGAGAUGAGAUUGAAGAGAAGCAGAAAAUCAUUGAUGAGAUUCGAGAUUUGAACCAGAAGCUGCAGCUGGAACAAGAGAAAUUGAGUUGUGAUUAUGACAAACUGAAAAUAGAGGAUCAGGAGAGAGAGAUGAAAUUGGAAAAGCUGAUAUUGCUCAAUGACAAAAGGGAGCAAGCAAGAGAAGACCUUAAAGGAUUAGAGGAAACUGUGUCCAGAGAACUACAGACUCUUCAUAACCUUCGAAAGCUCUUCGUCCAGGAUCUCACCACCAGAGUUAAAAAAAGUGUUGAACUGGACAGUGAUGAUGGAGGGGGAAGUGCUGCUCAGAAGCAGAAAAUUUCCUUUCUUGAGAACAACUUGGAACAACUUACUAAGGUUCAUAAACAGCUGGUUCGUGAUAAUGCAGAUCUUCGUUGUGAGCUUCCUAAGCUGGAGAAAAGACUUCGUGCUACGGCGGAGCGAGUCAAGGCACUGGAGAGUGCACUGAAGGAAGCCAAGGAGAAUGCCAUGCGUGACCGCAAGCGAUACCAACAGGAGGUAGAUCGCAUCAAAGAGGCGGUGAGAGCCAAGAAUAUGGCAAGAAGAGCCCAUUCCGCUCAGAUUGCCAAGCCAAUCCGUCCAGGUCAUUACCCUGCAUCCUCACCAACAGCUGUACAUGCCAUUCGAGGAGGAGGAGGCGGGUCAUCUGCCUACUACCAGAAAUAAACAAGAAAUGUGACUCCAUUUAGCAUGUCAAAGACUGCAUUUAUUCACCAAUUCCUUUCUUCUCCUACAUGAUCUCCAUUUUCUUUUAUACACGCUUCCUCCAGCCAUCUGCAGUACAUCAAUUUCAGGUAUUUUGAACUGUGUAGAAUCUCCACGUGUACAGAAGUGUGUUUGGACUCACCCUUCCCUCAGAAACCUGAACAAUGUAUUUACCAUCUCCACCUAGAUGACAGCAGAAAGUUCACCACUUAGAAUCUCUACCACUGACUCUUGGCGCUGGCUACCUUAUUUAUGGGCUUCUCCGCUGGCACCAAGCCUUUCAGCAGUACUCUCAUGCCUGUAAAUCCCACUUCUCUGUAUCUGAGGUAACACUGCA
Vombatus ursinus (common wombat) is the source of this 3244-nucleotide messenger RNA. RefSeq names its product kinesin family member 5C (gene KIF5C). Gene Ontology annotation, molecular function: microtubule binding; microtubule motor activity; ATP binding. The record is from RefSeq and is a predicted model, not a curated record. Gene Ontology annotation, biological process: microtubule-based movement. The transcript has 26 exons. Lineage: Eukaryota; Metazoa; Chordata; Mammalia; Diprotodontia; Vombatidae. Bases 1 to 2868 code for a protein of 955 amino acids.